AUGCACACCAUCGUUCCCCCCGCGAGCUUACCGCCCCCAGGGGGUUCUGCCGGUCCUCCGUCAGACGCCAUUGCCGGCCCUGUCUCUUCUUCCGCUUCCUCGUCGGGCCCUGUUUCUUCAUCUGCGCCAACCCAUUCCUGUCCUGGGCCUUUUCCUGAGACACCUGUCCAUUCUGAAUCUCCGCAGUUUCUUGCGACUUCCUCUCCUUUGUCUUCAUCUGCUUCCGCCUCCGCUUCUUCCGCUUCUUCUUCUUCCUCUUCGUCCUCUUCUAGCUCUCCUUCCCCGUCUUCUACCUCUUCCUCUGCUUCUUCCUCCGCUUCUUCUUCUUCUUCUUCCUCUUCUUCUUCUUCCUCUUGUUCCUCUUCUGCCCUGUCGUUUUCAGGACGUUUGCGGGACCGGGCGGCGUCGCUUCUAACUCAGGGCGCCUUCCAGAAGGUUUUUCCGAUUAAACGGCCGGAGAGUUCGACGGUCGUGUCAGACGGCGAGUUUCUCUUUGCGGCGAACAAGGCAGAAGAUCGACAGCUCCGAAAAGACAGUUUCGACGCCCAUGCUAAGGGCCCGCAGGAGAUGUCGUUCGUGGACGACAUUUGGCAGUAUGUCCUCGGCAUCGAGGAAAGAAAGACGUCGCUGGGAUAUGACUACCUCGUCAAACUCCUCAUUAUCGAUGCUCUUCUCGGCCGAUCUUCUCUUUUGCCUUUCUCAUUCGUGGCAGGCGACACCUCAGUGGGGAAGAGCUGUCUGCUCUCGCGCUUCGCCCAAGGCCGCUUCGUGGACCACCGAACGACUCUCGGCGUGGACUUUGAGACCCGCACGCUGGACAUUGACGGGAAACGCGUCAAAAUUCAGCUCUGGGACACCGCCGGCCACGAACGAUUUCGGAGCGUCGCUCUCUCGUAUUAUCGGUCGGCGAUGGGAGCACUGGUGGUCUUCGACUUGACGAAACGGGAGUCCUUCGAAUCUGUCCGUUCAUGGCUGCGCGAGUUGGAAGACCGCGCUCCGCAGAACGUGCAGAAGAUUCUUGUCGGCAACAAAGCGGACCUAGCCAAUCGCGUCGUGUCGGGAGAAGAAGCUCGGCGACUGGCGACAGAGUACAAUUUGCGAUACAUCGAAACGAGCGCCAAGACGGGACAGCACGUGCGGGCGGCGUUUGUCGAACUGACCCUGCAAGUCCUGCGGUGCUUGCAAAAACUGGAGUUGCAGGUCACAGAGAGCUCAGACGUGCCUGAUGCAGCGAGCGACACGAGUCGGAUUAACCACGCACUGAGCAACGGCAUACUCGACGUCGUUCAGCUAGCAGAAGCCCCAGUCGACCUCCAGAGCGGCUUCUUGGGAGACACUUUUUGGAGGUUUUUCCCCCGGCCGAAGCGGUCGCGAGACACGGAGUUGGGCGGCACAGUGCAGCGAAGGGGGACCGCGCGAAUGGAGUUCCGAAGAUACCCAGUCGAUGAUUACCUGGAUUCCUGUCUUGACGUCUAG
Messenger RNA from Neospora caninum, 1476 nucleotides. RefSeq names its product putative Ras family domain-containing protein. NCBI's taxonomy places the organism in Eukaryota, Apicomplexa, Conoidasida, Eucoccidiorida, Sarcocystidae. The record is from RefSeq and is a predicted model, not a curated record. The transcript is spliced from 5 exons. Gene Ontology annotation, molecular function: GTPase activity; GTP binding. Bases 1 to 1476 code for a protein of 491 amino acids.